Molecule: messenger RNA, 1383 nt
Organism: Heterotrigona itama
Lineage: Eukaryota; Metazoa; Arthropoda; Insecta; Hymenoptera; Apidae
Source: the annotation of a GenBank genome assembly
AUGGCGGAAUUACAGGAAAUAGAGAAAAAAGGACGUGCCACUAACGCAAAAUUAAUAGCAUAUAUGGAAAAACAUCGCUUAUAUGAAUUAUUUUACGUAAAUAACCUAUACACUAUAAAUAUAUCCAACAUAUAUAAAUUAAUUUAUCAAAGUCUUACUAUAUAUAGGAAAUAGCAAUUCAAUUAAUGAUUCAAAAACCCGAAGAUCAUGUUAUAUUUAUGAAACAAUACCUUCAACUUGCUGUUAAGAAGCUUAAUAUUUCUAACAUUAUCCUCAUUGCACCUACAAAUUUUGGAUGUUUGUCACUGCAAGGAAUCGGAGGAUCUUGCAUAUGCAAUGAGAAAAAUUUUAGAAAGCGAAGCUACUUUUCGUGAAAGUGGAUGGAUAUUAGUUGGAAAUUCGAAAAUUUGUACAGACACGUUCGCUUGUUAUAAAACAUGUGAUCCUACAAAUACUUUGAAAAAUAUGAAACAUCGUCGUUACUUAAAAAAUUUGCGAGACUUACGAGAAGUAUACGGACAUUGUUUAAUUGAAGUUGAAGUAGGUAUUAGGUCCAUCGAUGAACUUGGAAAAGAUUGUGCAAAAUUAACAAAAAUAAGAAAACAUUGUGGAGCACCGUCACUUUUCCGCAUUGCGCUUGUUGGAUCUAGAGGAUCUGGGUGCACUACAUUAGCAAAAUACUUGGCCGAACGAUUCAACCUCGUUCACAUUGAUUACGAUCAAAUUAUGGACCAAGCACGUUUACAACAAAAUUCUUUAGGAAAAUUGCUUCGAAUAUUUGAGGAAAAAUGGGGAGAAAGACCCAAACCUGAAUUUAGGAUACAAGUCGUUGAAAAAUAUUUAUCUGAAUAUGAGUGUUUAAAAAGGGGUUGGGUUUUAACUGGUUAUCCAAAAACCGUAGAAGAUUUUAAACUACUAGACUUAAAUCCUACACCCCCAAAUAGAGUAAUAUUUGUAGAAGUAGAUGGUGACGUCUGUAGAGAAAGACUGCUUAAUCGUAGAUACAAUUUUGUCACUGGAAGCAAGCAUAUUUUGUCAACAACAAAUUAUGCCGAUAACGAUGACUGUAAAUUAACUAUACAUCCUAGAGAUCUCAGACUAGUCGUUGAACGAGAUCUUCAGGAGUAUGAAGAAAACGUGACUGAUAUGAUAGAGUAUGCAGGCGAAUCUGCGAUAAAAAUCGAUGGUAAUGAAGAAGAAAGAAUCGUUCGAGAACAAAUAGAAGCAAUUAUAAUGCGUCCAAUUUCAUCCUGGCAAUCAAGAGUACCAAAACCUCCACCUGUGAUUGAUCCCAUGACUAUCGAAUUUGAUCCUGAUGAUGAACCAGAUUCUAGUGUGUUCGAUAAUAUACGUGCACCCGAGACAACCUACACUUUUAUUUAA